AUGUAUGACACAGGGAACAGCAUCCUCUGCCAGCCGGUGUUCCAGUCCAGGCUGGGGAACCAGCCUGUGACCAAAACGUGCCAGGGGGAGACAGGGACCUGGAACGGAAGGAGCACCCUGGUGGUCGACACUCAGACCCAAGAGCUGUACAAGGCCAUCGGGGACUGCUACCUGCUGUCCGCCCCGGGGCCCCACGUGCUGCUGCUGGUGACCCCGCUGGGGCGCUUCACCGCCCAGGACGCGGUGGCCGUCAGGAGGGUGAAGGAGGUCUUCGGGGCGGGGGCCAUGAGGCACGCGGUGGUCCUGUUCACCCACAAGGAGGACUUGGCGGGCGAGUCCCUGGACGAUUACCUGGCGGACACGGACAACCACAGCCUGAGGAGCCUGGUGCAGGAGUGCGGGAGGAGGUACUGCGCCUUCAACAACAGGGCCACCGGGGAGGAGCAGAGGGAGCAGCUGGCCAGGCUGAUGGCCGUGGUGGAGAGGCUGGAGAGGGAGACGGGCGGCGCCUUCUACAGCAACGACCUCUUCUUCCAAGCCCAGCUGCUGCAGCGAGGCGGGGGCGGCACCCGUGGGGCGGAGCUGGGGGGCUACCUGGCCAGUGUGCGGGUGCAGGUGGAAAAGCAGAAGCGAGACCUGCGAGGUCCCGGGAGUACCUGGGCCUGCCCGCGCUCCUCACAUCAAAAGCUGGCUCAUUUCUCCUUAUGA
Molecule: messenger RNA, 708 nt
Organism: Canis lupus familiaris (dog)
Lineage: Eukaryota; Metazoa; Chordata; Mammalia; Carnivora; Canidae
Product: GTPase IMAP family member 5-like
Molecular function (GO): GTP binding
Source: RefSeq, a predicted model, not a curated record